UUUAAAUACAAUAUGCACCCAAUCCUCUCUCUCACAAAAACUAAAGACCCACUCCAGAUUUAGUAAUUUGCAAGAGCAAGAAAUCGUUGAAAUCCAUGGCAACUAAGGAACGGAAGAUACUGGUGGCGGUGGAUGAAGGGGAGGAGAGCAAGUAUGCGCUGUCAUGGUGCCUGAAAAACAUAGUCACUGAGGAUGGAAUGGAUACCAUCGUCCUCCUCUACGUCAAACCACCCCAAGCUGUCUACACCGCUCUCGAUGGAACAGGGUAUUUGUUUUCGCCGGAUGUAAUUGCGACCAUCGAUAAGUACAGGAACGACGUAGCUGAAACUGUGAUUGAGACAGCCAAGAAGCUUUGCAGAGACCAUCCGAAAGUGAAGGUGGAGACGAGGGUGGACAUGGGGGACCCAAGGGACGUAGUAUGCGAGGUGGCGGAAAAAAUGGCGGUUGACAUGGUGGUAUUGGGCAGCCAUGGGUAUGGUUUGAUCAAGAGGGCAUUUCUGGGGAGUGUAAGCAAUCACUGUGCACAGAACAUCAAGCAUCCUGUUUUGAUAGUGAAGAAGCCCAAGACUUGAUUGAAGUUGGGGUGAUGCUUUAAAGAGUUGUAAGUUAUACAUAACAAGUUGUACUCUCUUUCUUUACCUCAUUUUGUCAUUUAAUUAGUUGGCUCAAGACUUAAUUGAUCCAACGACGUAGGUUUACCCUUUUUUGUUGUGUUUGUAUCGUGGUCGUUUUCAUUUAUAGUUUGAUAGGGAGGUGGGUGUUGUUUUUUAGUAUCGUGAACGAAUGGGUAUAUUGUCAGGUGGGCGUAAUGUGCAUUACUGAUUAAAUCCCGAAAUUAUUCUAAAGGAUAAGU
Molecule: messenger RNA, 853 nt
Organism: Cynara cardunculus var. scolymus (artichoke)
Lineage: Eukaryota; Viridiplantae; Streptophyta; Magnoliopsida; Asterales; Asteraceae
Product: universal stress protein YxiE-like
Exons: 4
Coding region: 96-572 (158 amino acids)
Source: RefSeq, a predicted model, not a curated record